This is a messenger RNA of Leptopilina boulardi, 1851 nucleotides long. RefSeq lists its product as uncharacterized. NCBI's taxonomy places the organism in Eukaryota, Metazoa, Arthropoda, Insecta, Hymenoptera, Figitidae. Bases 116 to 637 code for a protein of 173 amino acids. The transcript has 4 exons. The record is from RefSeq and is a predicted model, not a curated record.
UUAUGCUUUGUAAAAAAAUGAACCGGUUCAAUUGUAUAAUUACAAUAAAUACAUAUUGCCAGCUAUGAAUAUUUUUUUGCAAAAUUGAAAGUAACUUUACAAUUAAGCAUGAAGAAUGGUGAAAGUAAUUUUUCUUCUUUUUGCACUCAUUUGUUUUUCGAAUGCUGUAGUUCGACGAAUUAGUUUCACUUCGGGAAAUAUAAUUCAAGGCAAAUAUGCCAGUGGUAUCAGUAUAAAAAUAAAUAAUGGACAACAAGAAAUUAUUUGGGAUAAACAAUUUGACAGUAACAAUCCUUUGACAGUUUAUCUCAGUCAUAUUUAUGAAGACACUGGACUUUUGGAAGCAGUUGAACUUACUAAUAUUUGUGCUAAAUAUCCCAGUGGAUCAUUUGAAAAUAUUAUUAAACAAUUUGUUCUUAAAAAACUUCGAGGUACUAACAGAUGUCCAAUAAAAAAGGGUACAAAAAAAAUUACCUAUCCAAUUACUGACACAUUCGAAGCAACAAAAGAAGCUAAAAAUUGUGGACCAAUUAUUGCAAAUCUUCACAUUGUACAAAAUAAAAAAUCAAAUUCUGACGAGGCUCCAUUGUUAAUCAGUGGACAAUUUAGAGGAGUUAUAUCGGGCGAUGAUUGUUAGUAAUUAAUAUAAUUGUCAAAGACAUUAUGGAGUUUAUUUAAAUAUCGACAAAUAUAUAAUAUGUAAUUUAAAGCAAAAAAAAAAAAGAGUUUGUCAUUAUUCUUUUUGGAAAUAUUUAAAAUUAAUUUUAUUUAUAUUUUUAAAAAGGUUGAUAUAAGUUUUGCAAUAAUAUAUUCAAAAUAAUCAUUGGUAAUUUAUUAAUAAUGCAUCACAUGGAAAACAUAUAAAUUAGUAUUUUAAUAACUAGAAUAUUUAUUAUCUCAUUCAAAGGAAAAAUAUAUAAUAUAUAUUAUUUUUUUUAAUAAUAUGAAUAAAAUGUUAAUUAUUUUUUCUAUAUAUAAUCGCGUAAAUAAAACAAUAAUAAAAACCAGUUCUAUUAAAAAUUAUAUUUUGCAAAAGGCAAUAUUUUAUCGAACAAUCUUACAACUUAUUUGUAAUUAUUCAAUUAAUUUAUUCACAAUUUAAAAAAAAUAUGUUAUUAUUUUUUUAAAAUUUAUAUUAUAAAUGGAUUGUGAACUAUUAUUAAAUAUAAAAAAAAUUAACAAAAAACAAAUCACAAAUAGAAGGUGUACAGUCUUAAUAUUUAAAAAGAAGUAGUAUAGGUAAAAAAUAUAUAAAUCAAUUUGGCUGUGUGGUCAAAGUACACGUCUCGCGUUCCAAAGGUCCAGGGUUCGAUUCCCCUUGCGUGCAAGAUUUUUCAAAAUUAUUCUCAAGUGUUUUAUGUACUGUAUGUGUAAUAAUCUUAAAUAAAAUAUAAAUUAGAAAUAAAAAAAAGAAAAAAAUAGAAAUAAAAAAUAUAAUAUUUGACAGAAUAGGGCUUUUAAAGAAAAACUGACAAGGCUCUAAUAAGUUUUUCCCAAAGUAGGAUAUUGGUUGGAAACAAAUUAAAAUUGCGCAAAAAUAUAACGUCACCAAUAUUAUAAAUAUAUAGGUGAUAAAAUUUAAAAAAUUAGAAAAAAAUAGAGAUCGAUACAUUUUUUUACUUUUUAAGGAAAAAAAAUAUAACAAAAUAAUUAUUUAUAAAAUAAAGAUACAAGGUUCAUUAUCUUAUCUUUUACCUCGCAAAAAAAAACAGAACCGGUUCAAUUAAAUAUACUAUAAAAACUUGUUGUCAACUGUUAAUACUUUAGUUUCAAAAUUGAAAAUAACAUCACAAAAUUUGUAACAAUGUUAAAAGUUAUUUGUCUCUUUAUUCUACUCAUUGCUGUUUCAAA